AUGCUAAAAUCGUUAGCCUGGACUGCUUUGUGUUUUGAAUAUAUACUAAAAUGACAUGAUAAGCCAACUCUCAUAACUCUUGUAGCUGAUCCUACAUCCAGUGGGGGUGUAGGACAUCGAGGAGGGAGGAUGGUGUAUCCAGUCAGAUUUGACUUCUUUAGUGAAAUGCAAUGUUGGGCUAGUUGGGCGAAUGCUUUUUUUUGAUCAAUGUUUUGCAUUAGAGGAGAAUGAAGCUGAAAGAUGAAUAGGAAGACUUUAUUUAGAAUAUCUCUCUUAUUCUAA
Blepharisma stoltei is the source of this 282-nucleotide messenger RNA. The record is from the annotation of a GenBank genome assembly. NCBI's taxonomy places the organism in Eukaryota, Ciliophora, Heterotrichea, Heterotrichida, Blepharismidae.